AUGGAAAUGAAUCGUUUACUAUGGCUGAAAAACUUUGAUCUUGGGGCAGAUGCUGCUGAAAUGGGCUUUCUGGGACGAACCGUUGGGCACGCACGUCUGGACAUGGUCCAGAGUACAGACAUCCGAGAGUAUCUUGGUGCAUCGCUGCCCAUUUUCCAGUUUGAGAAUUACAACUGUGAUGGUGUUGACGGGUACUUCGAAUGUUUCUACAGCGAAAUAGCGAAACAGCUACCACUUGUCUAA
Molecule: messenger RNA, 243 nt
Organism: Soboliphyme baturini
Lineage: Eukaryota; Metazoa; Nematoda; Enoplea; Dioctophymatida; Soboliphymatidae
Source: the annotation of a GenBank genome assembly